AAAAGAACAGCCAAAAUACUAAUAUUUUUACCCCCACUCCUCUCUUUAACCAAAAUAGCUAUUUUACCAAGAAGUAUAAUAAACUAGUUCAACAUUGUGGUAUCCCAACGAUGGAUCUAAUAAAUAAUUGGAAAAACAAAUUGGUUAUUAAUCUGUCUGAUGUACAAAUCCCCAAUAGAAUUAAAGCUUUAUUAGCUAAAGGUUUAGAUUUUAAUUUCCAAACAUAUUUACCUAAAAGCAAAAUUGCCAUUGAGUUAGAGUAUAUUCUCAACAGUUUAGACAUUGUCAACCAUAUUGAAAUUAAAAAUAAAGUCCAAAAUAUUGUUAAAAAUCACAAUCUUAGUAAAAACCAUAAAAGAUCCUUAUGGACACAUAAUAAUAAUAAUAAUAAUAAUAAAGGUUUAAAAAAAUUAAUUAAGAAUAAUAAUUUAGUCAACUUACAGGCUGACAAAUCUAGGCAGAGUAUUGUCAUGAACUAUCAGGGUUAUAUUAAGGUAGCCCAGGAUCUUUUAGAUAACAACUUGUAUGAGGAACUGUCCCAUGGUCCGACACUUAAAAUUAAAAAAGAAUUGAUUGUUAGUCUAAAAAAACUAUUAACUAUCAAAAUUAUUGAUAAAGAUGAUUAUAAGUUUAUCACUAGUUAUGGUCACCGCACCCCCAAGUUUAACAUAAGGAUCAAAACCCAUAAAACACCCAUUGCUUAUAGACCUCUUGUUGAUAUUAAAUUUUAUUGUUUAUAUAACUUAGAAUUAUUUGUCAAAUCCAAACUAAAAUCCCUAGUAAUGUCUAAACACUGCAUUAAAAGCACUGAUGAAUUUCUUAAUAACCUAAAGGAAGUCAAAAUGGAAAACAGGUUUAGAAUAUUGUCUUUGGACAUCAAGAAUAUGUACACCAGUAUCAUCCAAGAUAGAAUUGUUAACUCCCUCAGGUCUAUAAAUUGUGCAGAUUGGCUCAUUGAUCUUGUCAUCCUUAUCUUAUUGAACAACCAUUUCCAAUUUAAUGGUAAAUACUAUAUUCAAAAAUCUGGCAUACCUAUGGGGUCUAUUAUUGGCCCUAUUUUAGCUGAACUAAGUGUUAUCGAUAUCGAUACAUCCAUUAAUAAUACAGUAGAGCCUCGAUUAUCUGACUCAAUUGGGGACUGGGGUUGGUCAGAUAAUUGA
Molecule: messenger RNA, 1160 nt
Organism: Centruroides sculpturatus (bark scorpion)
Lineage: Eukaryota; Metazoa; Arthropoda; Arachnida; Scorpiones; Buthidae
Exons: 1
Coding region: 111-1160 (349 amino acids)
Source: RefSeq, a predicted model, not a curated record